Molecule: messenger RNA, 791 nt
Organism: Mercenaria mercenaria
Lineage: Eukaryota; Metazoa; Mollusca; Bivalvia; Venerida; Veneridae
Product: ragulator complex protein LAMTOR3-B-like
Exons: 6
Coding region: 70-444 (124 amino acids)
Biological process (GO): positive regulation of TOR signaling; cellular response to amino acid stimulus
Cellular component (GO): Ragulator complex
Source: RefSeq, a predicted model, not a curated record
AAAUGUUGUCAGGCAUUUGGUCAAGGGAAGUUACUCUUACAAGGAAGUGAGUAAAAUCACCUGACAAAAAUGACAGAGGAAGUAAAGGCACAUUUCACCAGACUGCUACAGAGCGUGGAUGGCCUGAUGGCAAUAGUGAUCACUGAUAGAGAUGGAGUUCCAGUUUUCAAAGUUGCAACAGAACAGACCCCGGAGUUGGUAUUACGUCAUAAUUUCUUGGGAACGUUUGGUUUAGCAGCCAAUCAAGCCAGUAAACUUGGAAUGGGAACAAAUAAAUCAAUCAUCUGCAUGUAUGAAAAUCAUCAGGUUGUACAGAUUAACCAAUCACCACUCCUCCUGACAUUUAUAGCAUCCAGCGAUACAAAUACAGGUCUCCUUUUAGAUAUGGAUAAUUCAUUUAAAGACAUUCUACAAGAUUUACAGAGGGUAGUGGCAGCAUCAUAGUCAUCACAUUGUUUAUAUUCAUCAUAUUAUACUACAUAUAUAGUGCCAGCCCGAGAUUUCUGUGCGUGUCUGUGAUUAUUUCCUGGUCUCAUCUUGAGCAUCCUACCAAAACUGAUGUCUUAACAGUUGUCAGUGAAAGAGUAGUGCAGCAAAAUGAAAAUAUUAGACAAAAUACAACAUUGACCUGUACUUUGAUAAGUAUAAAGAUUGCUUAGGAGAACUUUAUACAGCUAACACUCUAUCUCCACUUUUGUCAGUAGAAAAUUUUCAAAGUGAAUUACACAGAAUAGCAUGCUUUUAUUCCAUUAUCAAAUGAAGUUAUAGUGCAAUAAAUGUUAUCAAAUGUU